AUUGGUUUCCAGUCAUCAGCAUCUUCUGGCUGCUUCUGAAACUCUUGACAUAGGCAGUCAAGAUGGUGGAAUACAUUACACAGUAACUGUUAGCAACAGUUUAUUUUUUUCUUAAUAUUCUGAAUGUGAACAGUCAUUUUUAGGACGGGGAUGCGUUAAAUAUAUUUUUUUUUUAGUUUUGUUUAGAAUCAGUGAGGUGUCAUUUCUCCCGUUUUAUUUUAUUUUUGGCUUAGAUAACAUUCCUUAGAGCAGGCCAGACAGAGUCGGCCUCUCUAGAAUGAUUAUGAAGAAAACGCGAAAUGGAGAAUUGCUCCUCUUGUCUGUAUUAGUAACGAUUCUUGGACUAGCAGAUGUUUCUAAUGGGCAAUGUGCAGGAUGUUCACCUCCAUGUAUUUGUCCAGGCAUCAAAGGAUUACCAGGAGAGAAAGGCUUGCCUGGUCUAAGAGGAUCAGAAGGUUUUCCUGGUCAUCCAGGACCAGAGGGACCACCAGGUCCACCCGGCAGGAAAGGAAAUGCUGGUGAACCUGGUGCUGAAGGGCCUAAAGGAUUUAGGGGUCCAAAUGGUUUGGAAGGAUCUCAAGGCAAUCCAGGAAAUGAUGGUCAAGAUGGUUUGGAGGGACCUAUGGGUCCUGAUGGCUUCCCAGGAUGCAAUGGUACUAAGGGUAUAAGAGGUCUACCAGGUCCGUUUGGGCCUGCUGGUCCUAGAGGAGAGCCCGGUGUACAAGGCUUUAAUGGCAUGAAGGGUGACCCUGGAGAAUUUUUAGGCUUUGUAACAGCCAUGAAAGGUGAACCAGGUGUCCCAGGGCGUCGUGGUCUGACUGGUCUAAGAGGCUUGAAAGGUGACAGUGGUCCUUAUGGUCCUCGUGGUGAUCCAGGUCUUGAUGGUAUACCAGGUAAUGAUGGAUUCAAAGGUGAUAAAGGAGAUAUUGGCUUUUCACCUGAGCCAAAGGGAGGCCAGCCAGGUGACAAGGGUGAACCAGGUGAUCCUGGUGUAGCUGGGUAUGAAGGCAAAGAUUUAAAUAUCACAAGUCCUAAAGGUGAAGUAGGUGUACCUGGUGAACAGGGCCCCCGAGGGCCGGAAGGUGAUCCAGGUGAUCCUGGACUACCAGGAGAUCUGGGACCCCAAGGACCAAAAGGUGUAACUGGACUACCUGGUAUGCCAGGACCUUCUGGACGCCCUGGUAAGCGUGGUAAGGAAGGUCCACAAGGUCCAUAUGGCCUGAAAGGUGAGAGUGGAGACCCUGGUUUUCCUGGAGUAGAUGGCAGAGAUGGGAUUAAGGGUAUGAGAGGAGAGGAUGGUUUUAAAGGAAGACAAGGACCUCAGGGUGACCCGGGACCUCAAGGCCCUUAUGAAGAGGGUGUAAAAGGUGCCCCUGGACCAAGAGGAAGAAAUGGUGACCCUGGUGACAGAGGCAUUCCGGGGGAAAUAGGUUUGCCUGGAAAGGAGGGGCCAAAAGGUGAUGCUGGAUUACCUGGCUUUCCAGGAAGGGAUGGACCACGAGGCUUGCAAGGAGAUCCAGGAACAUCUAGAAAAGGAGACCGAGGAUAUCCGGGUGAAUACGGUAGGGAUGGCUUAGAUGGAGAUCCUGGAUUACCUGGAUUACCUGGAGACCCAGGUAUGCCCGGAGCACCUGGUGAUAAUAUUGCAGGCCAAAUAGGUGGAAGGGGCCGCAAGGGUUUGACUGGUCUACCAGCUCAAAUUGGACCAUCUGGCGACUCUGGUGACAGGGGAGAGAAAGGAAAAGCAGGCAUAGGAUUUGACAUUAUUGGACCACCUGGACCACGUGGGCUUCCUGGAGAUAGAGGUGAUCCAGGUCUCAAUGGAGAGGAUGGAAUUCCUGGUCCUUAUGGUACAAAAGGUGAACCUGGUGAUGAUUGUGAGCUGUGCCUGGAUGGACAAGACGGUGAACCAGGCGAAGUCGGAGAUGUGGGCACCCCAGGGACCAAUGGUCGCCCUGGAUUCCAAGGUCCUAUUGGCUUGAAAGGUGAACCUGGAAGUCCUGGGUUAAAAGGUCUAAGUGGUCUGAACGGACCUCCAGGAAAACGGGGCCUGCCAGGAGCUGCCGGAGAUGACGGACCUAAAGGAAAAAGAGGUGAUGUGGGAACCAGAGUUUUAGAUGAAGAAAUUUAUCAGGGUCCCCCUGGUCUAAAAGGUGACAUUGGCUACCCUGGUCCUCCAGGUCCUGAUGGGCCUAUGGGACUAGUUGGUGAACGUGGUUUAGACGGUGUGUUUGGAAAUCCAGGUCAAAUGGGUGAUGAUGGAGAUUUAGGUGAUCCAGGCCUGGAUGGAGAGGAUGGUAGAAAUGGAAUUCUAGGUGCAAAGGGUGACAAGGGAGAAACUGCUUAUGGAAGGAAAGGAGAAAAAGGCAUUCGUGGUACUGUAGGGAUGGAUGGUAGCAAAGGUCUUGAUGGUGCAAAAGGUCUGAGGGGUGAUCCUGGCAACAGAGUAGAUGGAGUUAAAGGAGAACCAGGCUUUCCUGGUUUAAAUGGUAUUCCUGGAUUACCUGGAGAAUCUGGUGAACAAGGCCUACCAGGAGAAGAUGGGGACUUUGGAUUAGAUGGCUUCCCGGGCGAAAUAGGACGUAUAGGAGACCAGGGAGAAGUUGGUCCAAAGGGCUUUGAGGGUCCAGAUGGACCUAAGGGCUAUAAUGGUAUCCCUGGAGAGGUUGGUCUUCCUGGUUUACCAGGUUUGAAAGGAUCUAAAGGAGACGCAGGCUUACCUGGAGUACCUGGCUGGAAGGGCUCAAGGGGUCCACCUGGAGAUGAGCCUGUCUUAACUUCAGCCCUAAAAGGUCCCAGAGGAGAUCCAGGAAGAAUCGGUUUUAAGGGUGAGCCCGGACCUAGAGGAAGACCUGGACUUGAAGGAGAAAUGGGGCCCCUGGGUGCCCCUGGUGAAAAAGGCAAUGCUGGUCGACCAGGAUUCAGAGGAAUAACAGGUCGUCCAGGAGAACCGGGCCCAGUUAUUUUCGGCCCUCAAGGACCAAAAGGCUUUCCUGGCGAUAGAGGAGAUGAAGGAGAUCCAGGUUUCCCAGGUGAGAAUGGAGAAGAUGGACUGCCAGGUAUCGCUGGUAAGCCAGGAGGGGAUGGAGAUGACGGGAAAGAAGGGCGCUCUGGACCUCCUGGAGAUAGGGGAUUGGAUGGCUUCCCUGGAGAACAAGGUGUAGAUGGCUUACCUGGAAUAGACGGUGAAAGAGGAAUGCCAGGAGAUAGGGGAAUGCCAGGAGGACCUGGUGUAACAGGAAUUACUGGUGAAUUUGGCGAACCAGGGGAAGAUGGUUUAACUGGUGAUGACGGUAUCCCUGGAUAUCCAGGCUUACAAGGAAUGGAGGGACUUGUGGGUAUGCCUGGCGAACCUGGUGAGGAAGGUGUACCAGGAACGAAUGGAGUACCUGGAAGCCGGGGUGAUGAUGGACUUCAAGGUUUCCCUGGGGAUCCAGGAUAUCCUGGUAGUAAUGGUGAUCCAGGACCUGAGGGACCACCGGGCAGGAUGGGAAGAAAAGGUUCAUCUGGUCCAUCAGAAGUAGGAUUUGAAGGUAGUAAAGGUGAAGUUGGUGAUCCUGGUCUUCCUGGAGAUUGGGGUGUUGAUGGCAUUGAUGGAGAGCCAGGUGCUCCCGGUGCUCCAGGUUUGCCAGGAUUGCAGGGCUCCCCUGGAAGUCCAGGACCAAGAGGUGCCAAUGCAAGAAAUGGUAUUAAGGGAGCAAGAGGCCCUAAAGGUGUUAGGGGUUUGCCUGGAUUUGAGGGAGAGAAAGGGCCACUGGGUGAUCGGGGUUUUGAUGGCCCUGAGGGAUUACCUGGAUUUCCUGGAGCUAAGGGAGGACGAGGUGACACAGGAUAUCCAGGGCUACCUGGAGAAAAGGGAAAUGAUGGUGAAACUGGAGAGGAUGGAUUUGAUGGUGCCAUUGGAGAGCCAGGUUUUGAAGGACCUAUUGGAGAAACAGGAAUGGCUGGUUUCCCAGGGGACAGGGGUGACAAAGGCAUUAGAGGCAGGCCUGGAGAAUAUGGAAGAAGAGGCUUACGUGGAACUCCUGGCAUACCAGGAAACCGUGGGAGAAAGGGAGAUCAAGGAGACCAAGGCCCACAAGGGCCAAAUGGACAAAAAGGAGAAGACGCUCCUCUCGGUCUGCCUGGACCUCCUGGAUUUGAUGGAACUCCUGGCUACCCUGGCAGAAAUGGUGUUAAAGGCAGAAAAGGAGAGGUUGGCCCUGAAGGUUUUGAUGGUAAUAAAGGUAUCAAAGGGGACACUGGUGUUGGCAGGCCUGGACCUAAAGGAGCACCUGGAGAGCCUGGCUUCCAAGGCAUUCCUGGCCGACCUGGCCAGAAAGGACAAAGUGGUUUAGCAGGAGAAAAUGGAUUUAGAGGCAUGUCAGGAGACAAAGGUUUCAAGGGUAGAGCAGGCCGUCCUGGCUCUGAAGGGGAUCCAGGACCCAUUGGUAAAGAGGGCUACCCUGGAAAACCAGGUGAAAGAGGUCUGAAAGGAAAUCCUGGCAGGCCUGGCGCACCUGGACCAAGAGGUUUAAAGGGUUUCAGAGGUGAACAAGGAGAAGAGGGCGGGAGGGGCAUGAAGGGAGCUAAGGGAGACAAAGGUUUGGCAGGAAGACCUGGUCCUGAAGGACCUAAUAAUAUAAUCUUGCAUGAUCGUGUUGGGCCCAAAGGAUUUAAAGGUGAAACUGGUAGCCCAGGUCCCAGAGGAAAUCAAGGAAUGAAAGGUAUUCAAGGUCCUAAAGGUGUAAGGGGUGUGAAAGGUGACUUGGGCGAAGAUGGGCAACCAGGUUUUUUUGGUGAAAUGGGUUUAGAGGGUUUCAGUGGCACUCCUGGACGGGAUGGCAUACCUGGUUUACCUGGUUCAGCUGGUCCUAUAGGUGAUAUUGGGGAACCUGGCCAGCCUGGCACUGGGCCCGGUAUUGUUUUCACAAGGCACAGUCAGACAACUGGAUUAGCCAUAUGUCCAGAGGGAACAACAAAAUUAUGGGAUGGCUACUCAUUAUUGUUUGUCAUGGGUAAUGGCCGUGCUCAUGGCCAGGACUUGGGUUCUGCCGGCUCCUGUCUCACCCAGUUCAAUGUCAUGCCCUUCAUGUUCUGCAAUAUCAACGGGGUUUGCACAGUAGCAUCACGAUCAGACUACAGCUACUGGUUGAGUUCACCGCAGGCUAUGACCAACUCCAUGGCUCCUGUAAGUGGGGAAGCCAUCAGAGACUACAUCAGUAGAUGUGCUGUUUGUGAAACUCCAUCACCAAUUAUAGCCGUCCAUAGUCAAGACAUUGUGGCCCCGUCUUGUCCAUUUGGAUGGUCUGAAGUUUGGGUUGGCUACAGCUUUAUCUUGAGCACUGGAGCUGGUUCCCAAGGAUCUGGCCAGCCCUUAGACUCACCAGGCUCUUGCCUUGAAGAUUUCAGGCCACAGCCUUUCAUAGAGUGCCAUGGCCGUGGUACGUGCAAUUACUAUGCCACAUCAUACAGUUUUUGGAUGGCCACUAUAGAAAACAGCACGCAGUUCAGUCAGCCUAUAGCUGAAACUAUUAAAUCUGGGGACCUCCGUAGGAGAGCCAGCAGGUGUGUUGUAUGCAUCAAAAACUUUCCCUCAGAUCUAGACUUUUUUAGAAUGAACAAAAAAUAAUGCAGUAGUUCAUUUUCUAGGGGAUUUUUGAGAGGAUGUCUUUUUUUUAAUUAUUUUUAUAACUGGCCACUUCAAAGAUUUCAGAGCCUACUCUGUGUUUACAUCUUGACUGUGUUAUUAAGUAAAUCAUUGUCAAUUUAGAAGCUUCAUACAGCUAUUAUCCAUGAGUUUUUGUUUAAUUAGAUAGCUGGUCGUAUAUCAUAAAUUGUAUAAUGGAUGUAGCUUGCUCUCAAACACAAGGUAUGCAUGUUCCCAGAGGCUCAAUAAUCUCUUUUGUGACAUAGCAACCUAUACGUCUGCUGACUGGGUGUGAAAGGGACAUAACAGUUACAUAUAUAAAUGUCUGGAUGAAAGUUGAGUCUGAACACAAUUUUUUUUUUUUUAAUGGUGUCUCUUGUGUACAACUGAUUUCAUGAAGGUGCUACUUUUUUUUUUAUGAAUUCACAGAAUGUAAUAAAUUUUAUACUUUUUUUUUUUAAUUCAUUUUGUUCCAUUAUAACACUCAGUACACUAUUAGUCAAUGACUUCUUGUGCUUGGCUGUUUCCUCUUGUAACCUUAACAAUAAACUAUUGAAACUGCUGAAGAUUUUUUUCAUACAUUUAGAGUAACCAGCAUUUCAAGAAAAAAAACGUGCCUUCUUAAAUUACAUAUUUUUAUUAUAUUGAAGAGUCUAUGUAUUGCUAAAACAUUUUAAUUGAUAUGCUACUUUUCUACAAUACAUCUCCGUACAUUUUCAAUUGUGUAUUUCUAUAACUAAAUCUAGGCAAAGGAUAUUGUGCAAUCAUGUACAGCCUAUUUUUUUUACUUGAGUAUUUCACCAGUCUUUAUAUUUAAUGUUAAGAGACUUAGAUUGAAAAAAGAAAAUGUUCUUUUUUUUCUUUUUUUUUUUUUCAAAUUUAAAUCUUGACAAUAAAAAAAAAAACAGUAAAUAAAUCAUAAAUGUUUAAUAUUGAACAAAAAAUAAAAUUUAGUUGAAAUUAAA
Molecule: messenger RNA, 6594 nt
Organism: Biomphalaria glabrata
Lineage: Eukaryota; Metazoa; Mollusca; Gastropoda; Planorbidae
Product: collagen alpha-1(IV) chain-like
Exons: 41
Coding region: 278-5611 (1777 amino acids)
Cellular component (GO): collagen trimer
Molecular function (GO): extracellular matrix structural constituent
Source: RefSeq, a predicted model, not a curated record